This is a messenger RNA of Ylistrum balloti, 1377 nucleotides long. RefSeq names its product golgin subfamily A member 6-like protein 25. The record is from RefSeq and is a predicted model, not a curated record. NCBI's taxonomy places the organism in Eukaryota, Metazoa, Mollusca, Bivalvia, Pectinida, Pectinidae. The transcript has 4 exons. The coding region runs from base 1 to 1377 and encodes 458 amino acids.
AUGAUUCUAAAUAUUGGCUUUCCUGAGAAACACAAUCUUCCUCAGGUUAAUCGCCCUGUCAACAGCAAGUUUGAGGCAGGUCUCCUUGUAGUAGCUAUGGCUACCAGACUGAACAACAUAUGGAAGGCAUGCCAUUAUAAGUUUGAGGCAGGUCUCCUUGUAGUAGCUGUGGCUACCAGACCUACCAGACUGAACAACAUAUGGGAGGCAUGCCAUUAUAAGUUUGAGGCAGGGGACAGGUAUUGGGCAGAGGAGGAAAGGUGUCAGGCAGAGGAGGAAAGGUGUCGGACAGACGAGGAAAGGUGUCAGGCAGAGGAGGAAAUGUGUCGGGGCAGGAAAGGUGACGAGCAGAAGAGAAAAGGUGUCAGGCAACAUGGAAAGGUGUCGGACAGAGGAAGAAAGGUGUCGGGCAGAGGAGGAAAGGUGUCAGGCAGAGGAGGAAAUGUGUCGGGGCAGAGGAGAAAAUGCGUCGGGCAACAGGGAAAGGUGACGAGCAGAAGAGAAAAGGUGUCAGGCAACAUGGAAAGGUGUCGGACAGAGGAAGAAAGGUGUCGGGCAAAGGAGGAAAGGUGUCGGGUAGAGGAGGAAAGGUGUCGGGCAACAGGGAAAGGUGUCGGACAGAGGAAGAAAGGUGUCGGGCAGAGGAGGAAAGGUGUCGGGCAGAGGAGGAAAGGUGUCGGACAGAGGAAGAAAGGUGUCGGGCAGAGGAGGAAAGGUGUCGGACAGAGGAGUAAAAGUGUCGGGCAGAGGAGGAAAGGUGUCGGGCAGAGGAGGAAAGGUGUUGGGCAGAGGAGGAAAGGUGUCGGGGAGAAGUGUCGGGCAGAGGAGGAAAGGUGUCGGGCAGAGGAGGAAAGGUGUCGGGUAGAGGAGGAAAGGUGUCGGGCAGAGGGGGAAAGGUGUCGGACAGAGGAAGAAAGGUGUCGGGCAGAGGAGGAAAGGUGUCGGGCAACAGGGAAAAGUGUCGGGCAGAGGAGGAAAGGUGUCGGGCAACAGGGAAAGAUGUCGGGCAGAGGAGGAAAGGUGUCGGGCAGAGGAAGAAAGGUGUCGGGAAACAGGGAAAGGUGUCGGACAGAGGAAGAAAGGUGUCGGGCAGAGGAGGAAAGGUGUCGGGCAGAGGAAGAAAGGUGUCGGGCAGAGGAGAAAAUGCGUUGGACAGAGGAGGAAAGGUGUCGGACAGAGGAAGAAAGGUGUCGGGCAGAGGAGAAAAGAUGUCGGGCAACAGGGAAAGGUGUCGGGCAGAGGAGAAAAGAUGUCGAGCAACAGGGAAAGGUGUCAGGCAGAAGAGGAAAGGUGUCGGGCAGAGGAGGAAAGGUGUCGGGCAGAGGAGGAAAGGUGUUGGUAGAGGAGGAAAGGUCUCGGGCAGAGGAGGAAUGGUGA